Vicia villosa (hairy vetch) is the source of this 435-nucleotide messenger RNA. RefSeq lists its product as uncharacterized. The transcript has a single exon. Lineage: Eukaryota; Viridiplantae; Streptophyta; Magnoliopsida; Fabales; Fabaceae. Bases 1 to 435 code for a protein of 144 amino acids. The record is from RefSeq and is a predicted model, not a curated record.
AUGACGUUGAGCUUAGUAACGCCCAAAAACAUACUUGCAUCCUUGAAGCGCAAAAGACCCGAGAAUACAUCAAAUAUCAAGCAAGUUUACAAUAGGCGCUAUCAAUCCAAAUUAGCGAUUAGGAGGGAUCAAACUGAGAUGCAACCCCUCUUGAAACUUCUAAAUGAAAACAAUUAUGUUUGUAGACACCGAAGAGGUGAUGAUGGGGUCACAAUAAGAUAUAUUUAUGUGACUCAUUCUGACUCUAUUAAAUUGUUCAAUAUGUUUCCCACCGUGCUCAUAAUUGAUUCAAGGUAUAAGACCAACAAGUACAUGCUUCUAUUGUUGAAAAUUGUUGGUGUUACGUCGAUUGAGAAGACGUAUUCUAUUAGUUUUACAUUUCUAGAGUGCGAGAAAAAGGACAACUUUGCAUGGGCUUUGGAGGUUUGUAGGUGA